Molecule: messenger RNA, 543 nt
Organism: Staurois parvus
Lineage: Eukaryota; Metazoa; Chordata; Amphibia; Anura; Ranidae
Source: the annotation of a GenBank genome assembly
UGUAAACAAGGAGAGAAUAGUAUGGCGGCAGAAACGGGAGUUUCGAAGCCAGCUCGGCCUAAAAAAGAGCCCCAGCCGCUGGUCAUACCGAAAAAUGCCACCGACGAGCAGAGGCUGAAGCUGGAACGGCUGAUGAGGAACCCGGACAAACCUGCCCCAAUACCUGAAAGACCAAAAGAAUGGAACCCAAGAGCUCCACCAGAAUUUGUCAGAGAUGUCAUGGGUUCCAGUGCUGGUGCUGGAAGUGGAGAGUUUCAUGUGUAUCGCCAUCUCCGUCGCAGAGAGUAUCAAAGACAAGAAUUCAUGGAUACCUUGUCUGAUAAGCAAACGCUGGAUGACGAAUUUCAAAUAAAACUAAAGGAGAACCAAAUGAAGGCAGAGGAGAGAACAGCAAAACGCAGAUUAAAAAGACAAAAACUUAAAGAGAAGAAAAAGACUAAGAAAGCAAAGCAAGAAAAGAAUGGAACACAGAAGGAUCCUCAAAAAGUGGAAGAUAAGGAGAUUAGUGCUGAAGAUUCUGAAGAGGAUGAGUCUGAUGAAUAG